Messenger RNA from Pyrus x bretschneideri (Chinese white pear), 1200 nucleotides. RefSeq lists its product as uncharacterized. Bases 92 to 988 code for a protein of 298 amino acids. Gene Ontology annotation, biological process: female meiotic nuclear division; male meiotic nuclear division. The transcript has 5 exons. The record is from RefSeq and is a predicted model, not a curated record. Lineage: Eukaryota; Viridiplantae; Streptophyta; Magnoliopsida; Rosales; Rosaceae.
UUUGCGCAUAUAUAGGAAUGUAUGGCCCUGAGUGAGUGAGUCAUUAAACAUUAAGACUUCACACAGAGAGGUGGAUGAGCUUCAUCACUCCAUGUCCAUGGCUUACACGAACAGUAGCCUCCACAACUCUUCCCAAGGUUGGGAUUGUCACGGCCACCUUGGAGUUCUCAACACAGACAGAAUGUCUUUAGCUAUGGAUGAGUACAUGAUGAUGAACGCAGCAUUUUGCUCAUCACCUCAUGUAGAUCAGUCAGAUUUCUCGACGGGGUACUUAGAAGACGCUUUGGUUGAAUUUGGUGAGCGAUCCAAAAGGAGACGCUUGCUCGUGUAUACCAAUGAUGAUAACGAGCUCAAAGACUCCACUACUAUUCUUGCGAAGAGAAACUGGAAUUCAAACUGGGAAUUAGCUGAGAAUUUUGAUUGCAUGAGCCAGCUAACUACUUCCAGUACUGGGCUAUCAGUUCUACUUGGUGAUCCUUUAUGUAUAACCAGACCAAUGAACAGACUCGUUUCCGAGGAGAUCACAAAUGACAUCGUCAACGCAAAGAUAAACACACCAGAAGAGCCAACAAUGUCAGCUCCUGAAGCUUUUGAUUCCUCCUCUUCUUCUUGCAAAGACUCGGCCAACACCAACUCUGAUUAUUUACCUACUCCCAAAGAUACCCUUUUUUCCAAUAUUGCUGCUCCAGCUGCCGGUGGUGGUGGUGAUGAAAAGAGAAAAAAGAAGAAGAGGGUGAUAACAAGGGUAGUUUAUCCAUUUGCGUUGGUGAAGCCGGGCGGAGUAGAUGGCGACGUCACCUUAAGCGACAUCAACGAGAGGAUCCUGAUGCCACCAACACGGCCAGUACGACACCCAGUUGGGGACUUUGCAUGUCGGCCAUGCGUGUCUGCGGAUGGCCCUGGCCUUUCUGGUAAAGCUGUGGUGGCCCUUACCAGAAUUCAAACCCAGGGCAGAGGCACAAUCACUAUUAUCAGAACCAAAGGUUGAAAUAAUCAUCGUCAUUUAAUUAGUUAAUGCCCUCGGUGCUAGCUAGUUACCAUGCAUGAGUUCGAUCCAUCUUUGAUUAAUUAGCUAAUUAAUUAGUUUAAAUUAAUAUGUCCGAUCUGUCUGAAUUGUAUAGAAAACCCUAUAUAUGUUUUCACAGUCCAUGUGUUAUGGUUUUACUUUUACGAACACAAGUAAGAGUUGUUAUUUAUUUA